This is a messenger RNA of Engraulis encrasicolus (European anchovy), 2444 nucleotides long. Its product is annotated as two pore channel protein 2-like. The transcript has 25 exons. Lineage: Eukaryota; Metazoa; Chordata; Actinopteri; Clupeiformes; Engraulidae. The coding region runs from base 1 to 2295 and encodes 764 amino acids. Gene Ontology annotation, molecular function: voltage-gated channel activity; ligand-gated sodium channel activity; intracellularly phosphatidylinositol-3,5-bisphosphate-gated monatomic cation channel activity. Gene Ontology annotation, cellular component: lysosomal membrane. The record is from RefSeq and is a predicted model, not a curated record. Gene Ontology annotation, biological process: monoatomic ion transport; calcium-mediated signaling; transmembrane transport.
AUGUAUUCCCUCAAACAACCUAGUUUUGGCACAGCCACUCCGUCUCCAUUCGCAGCGAAGUGCGAAAUAACUGUACAGGGUAGCGGCUGCCAGCGCCCAAUCACCUGUUUUCUUGAGAAGGUUCCUGUUUUGUCUUGUAUAGAGGACCUCUAUAUCCGGCAAGCAGUUGUCCUGAUUGAAGAUGCCAUAAACUAUCGCUCUAUAAAGCAUCACAUGGACGCAAAAGCCCUCAAACUCUACAGGUGGUACUACUCCAGAGCCUGGCAAUGGCUGCUGAGUGCCAUAAUAGUGCUCAUCCUGGGCCUGGCCUUUAUAGAGAGGCCCUCGUCCCUCUCUCUGACCUCCGACCUCCGCUAUAAGCAGUGUCCCUGGGAAGCCCCCUGUGGGCUCACUGAGGGCGUUGAGAUGCUCUGCCUGCUUACGUUCACAUUCGACUUGGCUGCUAAGAUCUACCUGAUUGGCUGGGAAGAGUUCUGGAAGUGCAGAUGGCUAAUCAGCUACAUGGUAGUCAUCAGCGUGUCUGCUGUUGACUGGACCCUAUCUUGGACCAUGCUUUGUGAAGAGCACAACAUUAGGAUCAGAAGACUUCUGCGUCCGUUUUUCCUCUUGCAAAACUCAUCACUGAUGAAAAAGACACUGAAAUCUAUCAAGAGGACUCUACCAGAAAUUAUGAGUCUCUUCUUGUUGGUGGUUCUGCACCUGUGUCUGUUCACCAUGGUUGGACUGCUGCUGUUUGCCAGGCAAGAGGAAUCAGAGUCAGACACAGAAUGGGAGACCUAUUUCAAGAACCUUCCUCAGUCCUUCACAUCUUUGCUGGUUCUACUCACAACAGCAAAUAAUCCUGAUGUGAUGACGCCAGCCUAUUCCAACAACAGAAUAUACUCGAUUUUCUUUAUUUUCUUCAGUAGCGUUGGGACAUUCUUCUUGAUGAAUCUGCUCACCGCCAUCAUCUAUAACCAGUUCAGAGGAUAUUUACUGAUGUCCAUGCAGACGUCCUUCUUGAGGAGGAGGAUGGGGAUCAGAGCUGCCUUCGAGCUCCUGAGCUGCCAGGGACCAGCACUCACACUCUCAGAUGAUCACAUCAUUGAAUGUGUGCAGGUGAAAACGCUGAUGAAGGUGCUGAGACGAGUCAAGAUGGAGUCUUACUACCGGCAAGCCAUCAUCAGAAAAGCCCUGCAAACACCCAAUGGCCUCAUCGAGAGAGAGGAGUUUCAGAUGCUCUUUGAUGAGCUGGAUAAAGACAGGAUUAAAGAGCACCCCCUGGCUCCAGAGUACUCCACUCGGUUCAUGAGGAGGCUGCAGCGGGGCCUGGGUCAUCACAUCAUCACCGUGGGAGGCAACGCUGUGGCUUUGGCCAACGUCAUCUGCAUAUGCACUAUUCUGAUUAUUGAUGCAGAGAAGCCUUUGUCUCAGCGAGAUGACUACUAUUUAGAGCUAAUAAACUGCUUCUUCAUUAUGUGCUACCUACUGGAAAUGCUAAUGAAAAUCAUUGCGUUGGGUUGGAGGGGCUACCUGUCCUAUGGAAGCAACGUUUUCGAUGGGUUUCUAACAAUACUGCUACUAGUCCUUCAAAUAUCUGUCUUUGCCACUUACAGACUCCCAUUUCCCAACUGGAAUCCUUCCCACAAAGGCUUUCUCCCUCUGUAUGAAAUGGCCCAUCUGGUGAACAUGCUGAUCGUUGUCCGCUUUUUGAGGAUUAUCCCAAAUAUUAAGCUGAUGGCUUUGGUGGCCAGCACUCUUGUGGAUUUGGUGAAGAACCUGAAAGCAUUUGUUGGGAUUUUAGUGGUUGCGUUCUAUGUCUAUGCCAUCAUUGGUAUUUGGCUGUUCAACGGAGCAAUUGCAUCUCCUGAAAAUAUGAGUUGUGGCUCAUCUCAGCUGAGGAAAGUCAAUAGCAAUGUCUCAGAAGUGUGUGGCUCAUAUGAACAGCUCGGCUACUGGGCCAACAACUUUGAUGAUUUUGCAUCAUCUCUGGUUCUGCUGUAUAAUGUGAUGGUAGUGAACAACUGGCAAGUUUACCUGGAAGUCUACUCAAGACACACAUCAGAAUGGUCAAAGGUCUACUUCAUCUCCUGGUGGCUUACCUCUUCCAUCAUGUGGGUUAAUGUAUUCGUGGCUUUGAUAAUAGAGAACUUCAUCUAUAAGUGGGACAAAGCCCAUCGCUCUUCUGUUCCUGAUGUGGAGACGGACUUGGAGACUACUGUCCAACUGAUGUUCAGGGAACAUAUCGCAGAACCCACAGAGGAGGAGAUCAUCAGCAGGCUUCAUGAUAACCCGCACCUUCACCUCACGCUGUAAUGCUCUACCAGCACAGUCAUCAUGCUUUCACUUUAAGAAAUUCCUAUUGACUAAAAUUAUGUUUUUGUGUCUGUAUAUGUGGGGAUAGGAUGUGAAAUCUCUUUGCAGAUUGAUGCCACGCUACUGUGGUAGCAAAGCCAUGAGAGCCA